This is a messenger RNA of Penicillium argentinense, 1593 nucleotides long. RefSeq names its product MFS transporter. Gene Ontology annotation, molecular function: transmembrane transporter activity. Lineage: Eukaryota; Fungi; Ascomycota; Eurotiomycetes; Eurotiales; Aspergillaceae. Gene Ontology annotation, biological process: transmembrane transport. The transcript has 7 exons. Bases 1 to 1593 code for a protein of 530 amino acids. The record is from RefSeq and is a predicted model, not a curated record.
AUGGACGACAUUCGGUCGGACGCGAAGCAUUUGCCGCAAGAUAUUUCUGUUGAGGAGGAUACGGGCAAGGUGAUUGCUCUGGACGAUGGGGAGGUUGAGCAGUUUUAUGGCUCUUCUACUACGCAUGCGUAUCGUCUGAAGUCUGAGUUGGUGGGGAGGUGUAUGGAGGAGAUUGGAAUGGGGAGGUUUCAAUGGAACCUUUUCGUGGUUACGGGCUUCGGAUGGAUAGUCGAUAAUUUCGCAUCACAAGGCAUCGGCAGCGUCCAACCCCCUAUUAAACAAGAAUUCUCGGAUAUAGUUCAAGUCAGCUACAGCUCCGUCGCAUACUAUGUCGGUCUUAUCCUGGGUGCUUCUUUCUGGGGUGUUUCCAGUGAUCUGAUCGGUCGACGACCUGCUUUCAACUGUACGCUUCUUAUCGCUGGUAUAUUUCUUUGCGCUGCAGCUGGAUCAUUGAAUUUCAUUGCCUUCAGUGCUCUCUGGGCCGUGAUUGGUACGGCUGCGGGUGGGAAUGUGCCUGUUGAUUCGAUGAUUUUUCUGGAAUUUGUACCUGGGAGUCACCAAUAUCUUCUCACAGCACUUUCGGCAUGGUGGAACCUGAGUCAAUUGAUUGUUUCGUUGGUCGCAUGGGUCUUCCUUGCCAAUUUCAGCUGCCCGACUGAUGCUACCUCCGAGACUUGUCGCCGUCAGGAAAAUAUGGGAUGGAGAUAUACCCUUAUUGUGCUCGGCGGCUUAGCACUCCUCUUCACCUUCGUCCGAAUCUUUGUCUUCAAACUCCCCGAAACCCCAAGAUACCUCCUAUCCCAAGGAAGAGACGAAGACGCAGUAGAAGCAGUCAACUACGUCGCCCGACAGAACAGAAAGCCCGAACCCCUGACAGUGGGAAUGCUCCGAGAAAUCGACGCCCGGUUAGGAAUGAUAACAGAAGGCGGCAGAACAACCGAAAAGCUCUCAUCCAAGGAGAUUCUCGCCGAGAACAUACAAGCCUUCAAAUGCGAGCACUACCGAGCCCUCUUCGCGACUCGGAAACUCUGCAGACAAACCACCAUCAUCUGGGCAAUCUGGCUUACAGUGGGCAUCGCUUACCCACUCUACUUUAACUUUCUCCCUUCCUACCUCGCGACCAAAUUCACCGAAAACUCCUCCUUCUACCUGACCUACCGCAACUACUGCAUAACCUCAGUCGCCGGCAUCGCCGGCCCGCUAUGCGCAGCUGUAUGCGUCAAUACGCGUCUGGGACGACGCUGGUUCCUCGGGAUUUCGGCUGUCGUGACAGCUGUAUUCCUCUUCGCUUACGUGGGAGUUAACAACUCGGCCGCGAGUCUGGCUUUUUCCUGUGUGACCAGUUUGUUGGCCAAUUUCGAAUACGCCGUCAUGUACGCCUUUACCCCGGAGUCAUUCCCUGCUCCGCACCGCGGGACUGGGACCGGUACUGCGGCGGCGUUACUUCGCCUUGGUGGUCUUGUUGCUAGUCUUAUUUCUUCGCAGACUGGCUUUACGAGUGCGCCGAUUUAUGCGAGUGCUGCGCUCUGGGUUGCUGUAGGUGUUUUUUGUAUUGGUCUUCCGUUUGAGACGCAUGGGCAUGAUGCGCUGUGA